Molecule: messenger RNA, 420 nt
Organism: Darwinula stevensoni
Lineage: Eukaryota; Metazoa; Arthropoda; Ostracoda; Podocopida; Darwinulidae
Source: the annotation of a GenBank genome assembly
AUGGAUGAUGGAAGAGUGCUGAAAAUAAUCUAUAAUGAAGAUGAGGAUGCAGAGAAAGUGAAUUCAGUCGUAAUAGAGGACUUGGAAGUACUGGGUAACGCAAAAAGGGUGGUAAAUAUGUAUCGCUAUCGAGAGGAGAGGAAACCUGCAAAGAUCAUUGUCAUCGGAGACGAACUGAUCAAGGCCUUGUCUGUUCAUCGCUGCAAUCUCGUCAAGUCCUGUAGUGACUGUGUGAAGCUUCAAGACCCUUACUGCGCAUGGGACACGAUGGACAAGGGUCAUUGCACCGAAGUGGCCAAUGGAAGUAAUGAAAUCAAGCCCUUCCGCUACGUCCAAGAUAUCCGCUCUGGGAAUAGCUCACAGUGCCCACGAACCGCUCGCUGCUGGUGCGACGGCAGCAACUGGAAGGCGUCUGGAUGA